AUGAAUCAAACACUGAUGAUGGAAUUCUUGCUUGUGAGAUUUACUGACAAUCAGAUGCUGUUGAGACUUCAUGCUGUGCUCUUCUCACUGAUCUACCUAGUGGCCAUGUUGGAGAAUUUCAUCAUCAUUUUCCUCACAAUUCUUGACCAACACCUCCACACCCCAAUGUAUUUUUUCCUUAGGCAUUUGUCCUUCUUAGAUCUGUGUCUCAUUUCUGCUACAGUACCCAAGUCUAUUCUCAACUCCAUCACCUUCACUGACUCCAUCUCUUUCCUGGGGUGUGUGUUACAGCUCUUCCUGGUGGUGCUAAUGGCUGGGUCAGAGAUUGGCAUCCUCACAGCGAUGUCCUAUGACCGCUAUGCUGCCAUCUGCCACCCUCUGCAUUACGAAGCUGUCAUGAGUAAAGGGGUCUGUGUCCAGUUGAUGGCUGUGUCCUGGUUCAAUGGAGGGGCCUUGGGAAUCUUGUACUCAGCUGGGACAUUCUCUCUGAAUUUUUGUGGAUCCAGUAAAAUACAUCAGUUCUUCUGUGAUGUUCCUGCCCUACUAAAGCUCACUUGUUCUGAAAAACAUGCAACUAUUGAUGCCAGUGUGGCCAUUGGGGUCUGUUAUGCAUUUUCAUGUUUAACUUGCAUUAUGAUCUCCUAUGGGUAUAUUUUCUCCACUGUGUUAAAGAUUCCAAGCAGAGAGAACCACUCCAAAGCUUUUUCCACCUGCCUGCCCCACCUCAUUGUUGUGAGUGCAUUCCUUCUAACAGGCGCUGUUGCUUAUUUAAAACCAGCCUCUGAUGAGCAUUCUCUUCUAGACUUGCUGGUGUCUAUAUUCUAUUCCAUGGUACCCCCAACGUUGAACCCUGUUAUCUACUGUCUGAGGAACAAGGACAUUAAAUCAGUUCUAGGAAAAGUCCUAUGGAAAGUUAAAAGCAGUCCAGUAAUAGAAAGAUGA
Rhinolophus ferrumequinum (greater horseshoe bat) is the source of this 942-nucleotide messenger RNA. RefSeq names its product olfactory receptor 14K1-like. Gene Ontology annotation, cellular component: membrane. The record is from RefSeq and is a predicted model, not a curated record. The coding region runs from base 1 to 942 and encodes 313 amino acids. NCBI's taxonomy places the organism in Eukaryota, Metazoa, Chordata, Mammalia, Chiroptera, Rhinolophidae. Gene Ontology annotation, molecular function: olfactory receptor activity; G protein-coupled receptor activity; odorant binding. The transcript has a single exon. Gene Ontology annotation, biological process: G protein-coupled receptor signaling pathway.